Messenger RNA from Monoraphidium neglectum, 810 nucleotides. RefSeq names its product Transforming protein Myb. Gene Ontology annotation, cellular component: nucleus. Bases 1 to 810 code for a protein of 269 amino acids. The record is from RefSeq and is a predicted model, not a curated record. Gene Ontology annotation, biological process: regulation of DNA-templated transcription. Gene Ontology annotation, molecular function: DNA-binding transcription factor activity, RNA polymerase II-specific; RNA polymerase II cis-regulatory region sequence-specific DNA binding. Lineage: Eukaryota; Viridiplantae; Chlorophyta; Chlorophyceae; Sphaeropleales; Selenastraceae. The transcript is spliced from 4 exons.
AUGUACACCACCACCACCACCACCGCCAUCACCACCACUUUAAAUGACGCUCAAUGUGUCCAGGAGGACGUUUACCUCAUGGCAUCAGUGGAGAAGUAUGGCACCCAGCGCUGGUCUCAGAUAUCCAAGGGGCUCUCGGGCCGCACCAGCAAGGCCUGCAGCCACAGGUGGCGCACCUACCUCCAGCCCGGUGUGAAGAACACAACACAAGAGCCGUUCUCAGACUGGGAAGUGGCGGUGGUUGUUGAGGCGCAUAAGCACGUUGGCAACCAGUGGUCCACCAUUGCGCGCAUGCUGCCCGGCCGCACCAACGCCGCCGUCAAGAAUUUCUGGUACGCGUACACGCGCCGCAGCCUCAAGGGCGCGCCGGGCGGCGCCGAUGACGUUGACGUCGGACUCGGCUACCACAGUGCUGCCAGCGACGGCGGCGGCGGCGGCGAAUGGGGCCCCGCGGCAGUGCUUGGCGCGCGAGACGACCGCAACUGCAGCGAGGGGUUUGGCGACGAGGAGGAUCUGGGGGACGAGGACUUGGAAGACGACUGUGACGCUGAGGAGGAGGGGGAGGAGGACGCCGGCUGCGACGAGGGCGGCAGCCUGCAGAGGCACGGACUGAUCGCGUACGACGGUGCAAUUGACGCGAGGCACCUCCUCGGCAGUGGGCAGGCCUGGGGCGCAGGCGAGUCGGGGAUCGUGCCAGCAGCACUGAGCGACGGCCCCAGCGAUGGUGGGAUCGCUGGCAGCAGCAGCUCGCCACGGCCUCCAUUGCGCGUCAAGCUGGGCAAGGGCUUCAAAGCUGCAGGGCCCAGUUAG